UCAACUUUUUACUUUACCAGGUAAGGCCGCACUGAACUUUGGAAAUAUUUUUCCAGAAGCGACGAAGCCGUCACAAAUGAUAGCUCGACUCAGUGGGCUUCCCGCGUGGAAAUGUAUGGCAGUGAAAUACUCCUAAAGGCACGUUUCUCAAUGUGGAGGGGAAAAACCGGAGGGCUCUGAGAAAAAAUCCACGCGACCACGGGGAGAGAGAGACGUGCAAACUCCAAAUACAGCGUGCUUCAAAUAAAUGUUAACACUUACAUGGGACUAUCGUUUAUAAUGGAAAAAGAACGGAUAAUACACUGUAACAUGAUAACAAAUGUACGUUAACAGCUUCAAAGAGUCUCCACUUGUCAACACGUGCCUGCAAUCUUCUCCAGGUGGUUUCCAGAGCACCGGAGGACACAUUUCUCGUGCUAUUGUUGCAAACACUCAGGAGUGUUAACAUUUUUUUGAAGCACCCUGUACACAACAGGCGUCAGGGUCGGGAUCGAACCUCCGACCUCCUGCAUACCAGGCGAGCUAGUUGACAUUCUGGUCGCAACCAGGCCCACAGCUGCAGUGUGCUCACACCACUGCUCCUCCUCCUGGACACAAAUGCAUAAUUUGGGGUCUGAAAAAUGUGCCCAUUACUGGCAGCCCCAUGUAUGGUAGCCCUCUGCGUGCGAUGAAUCACCAACGGAUGGAGGGAAACGGCGGUUCGCGUUGGACGUGGCGCCGUGGUGAGUAAUGCACUGCACUGAGAUCAAGAUGAUAUUCCUUCAACGGUUCGCGUUUGCUACAAGGUAAAGUCAUCAUAAUAAUGAUGAUUUUAGAUUUGUAAGGCGCAUUUAAUCCAAAGAUGCCAAAUGCGCCACCGUGUAUGGAAGCAGGGAAAUGAGACAGAGCCAAUAGCCUAAACGACCCACAAUUAUGGGGAAACGGGACAUUUUAAAGACGUUACUUUUCAGGGCAGAUUUAAAUAUUUAUUAAUAUUCUCAUUGUUAGAGGCACCGCGUUCCAAAGACGUGGAGCUGCGCUGUCAUGUCCACACAGCACAGCGGGGAUAUUAUUGCAUCCAAAUUGAAAACGUGUAACCACUGUCCGCCAUGCUUCAUAAAUCUACCUAAUUGUUAAAAGUGUGUGGAUUUCUCUCCAGCGCGUGGCAACCUUAAUACAUUCGGCCGCGUCCGGGUGGAGGAGGGCGUACGACACACAUCAGCGAUGUACUCAACGUGGCCGAUGUGACCCCCAACAACAACAACACAACAAUUGUGAAUCAUGACAACAACGACCAUAACAAUGGGUCUCGAGAAGCUAGCGCGCAUGCGUUCACAUUUUCUACCAACUUAACAAUGGUGACAGGAAAAUAGGAGUCUCGCUCUCUCGGGCACUCUCUUGCAAGCGUUACGCCCCAGCAGAAACCCCAAAGGGCGUUACACGCGAUUAAAAAUAGCGGUCACCCGUUAACUCACUUGUGUGGUCGAACCUCAAGUGAUGACACACUUACACUCGCUCCCUCUCUCUCGCUUUCUUAAGUUUCCCUUCCCCUUAAAACACCCAUUUCCCUCUCGCCUGGCACGCGCGCACACACACACACACUCCUUGCAAGUGGCAUUGCACGGCAGCCACACACACACACUCUUGCGCGUCUUCUUAAAACUCCAGCCGUCCUCGGGUCCCCGCGUUUCCUCUCCGCCGGGUGUCCUCGUAAACGUCGUCUUUCAUCUCGAGGAAGAAUGUCGGCGCAAAGUCUCUUCGCUGCCAUCGCACUGGCCCUGUCGUUGAUCUACGUGGCGCGAGCACAGGACAGCCCUGGCCUGCUGCAGCAGGUGAACGUGUCGGAAGGGGAGACGGCCACCCUCACCUGUGGAUAUAACCCCAGUGUGAUGACCGACGUGUCAGAGGUCAAGUGGCACAUUCAACGGGACCAGGACAUUCCGGUGCCCUGCAUCAACAACAACAACGGCAGCAACAACAACAAGUCGGUGCCGUUGGGCCGCUUCGCGUGCACGUGGCAAGCGUCGGAGGGUCGCGCCUGGCUGGCGAUCGCGCGGGCGAGGCCGGAGGACGCGGGCCGCUACGCGUGCCGCGUGGCGGCCCCCGGGAACGACACCGCGGGCGCGUCGACCCCCGGCACCGUGGUCGACCUGUUCGUGGGAAGGAUCCCCGCCGCCGUCCCGGAUUCAAAAGCGCCGCUCAACAAAACGACGACCCUCCUAGGGGCCAUCACUUCAACUCCCAAGAUGACAGCGCCAAGCAGCGUCCCCGACCUGACCAACGCCACCUCCUCCACCACCACCAACACCACCACCAACACCACCACCAACACCACCACCAACACCACCACCAACACCACCACCAACACCACCACCAACACCACCACCAACACCACCGCCGCCGUGGAGAGCGGAGCGACCGCGGGAGUCGACCCAACCACGGUCGCGGCGGACAGACAAAUCGACACGAAAGCGUUCGCCGCGACCGACGCCUCGGCGAGCCCGAGCGAGAGUCGAGCGACGUCAAUGGGCACGGUGCUCCUGAGAUCGACAGCCACAUCGACCGGGGGAGCGGCGGCAAAGUCUGAGCAGGGGCCCAUUAUCGGCAUCUCCAUAGCGCUGAUGUGCGUCUUCGUGUUCGUUACCAUCGCCAUCUACUUUGUGACCACAAAAGUUUUGUCAAGAUGCACGGGCCGCUCGAGAAGCAUACGCUUGAGUCGCGCCGUAUGAGGCGAGCGAGAGAAGCAGAAUACCGGCGGAGUCAUGAGGAAGACGAUCGCACUCACACACACACUCACACACACACUCACACACUCACACACACUCACACACACACUCACACACUCACUCACACACUCUCACUCACACACACACUCACACACUCACUCACACUCACACACAUACUCACACACACUCACACACUCACACACUCACACACACUCACACACUCUCACACACACUCACACACACUCACUCACACACACUCACACACUCACACACACACUCACACACUCACACACUCACACACACACACUCACACACUCACACACUCACUCACACACUCACACACAUACUCACACACACACACUCACACACACUCACUCACACACACACUCACACACCGAAUGCAUGCACGCGCAUUCACACACGUGGACAAGUCAUUGAGAAAUAUAUAUAUAAGAACAAAAGGUUGUACCGCUCUAAACACGAGGUAAUAUAUAUUAUUUAAAUGGACACGUAAAUGAAACGAUAACAGAAUUGAUUAAAGAGAGAUGAAAAAAUCGACCAAAAAUAUUACGCAAAGGGAGCAAACACAGCGGGCGUUUGUUAGUCUCUUGUGAAAAAAUCAAGUUGGUGAAGGAAGUUGUCCAUUGUUACGCUAAAUGUGUUGCAUCAGAAGCCGCAGGGCUACUCAGGAAUCACGAUGUUCUUCUACCGAUUCUCCGGUGGGUUUCAGCUUUGAAGGUUAGAUUAUUGUCCCUCUGAAUCCAAACAAAUGUCCAAGCUGCACAACCUCCUGACUUGGGUAAACAAUAAAAAUAUAAACACGAGUGGUACAAUUUGUGCGUGCCGCCGUGCGGAGUUUUCGUUACAUGUCAAUCAAACUGCAAUAAGCCACCCCUCAGAUGAGCACGGUUGGUUACGUACUGUGCGAAAGAAGUUCAACAUACAUUUUCAAUGCUGGAAUGUUGAAAUAUUAAGUUAUAUAUUUUUGUUACGUGAUUAUUUUUGCGUGUGCAGCAUUUAAUGGUCAGGCUUAGAUCGUUAGUUUUCGUACGAUGUCGAGCGACAGUUGACAUUUCACACUGCGGGGGUUGAUGAGGCAGAUACUUGUGUGACGAGCAUAUGAGUGGAUGCGUCGCUGCUGCCGUGAUGAUGAUGAUGCCUCUCCUUCCUAUUUGUGAAUCGGGCAAUGGAGUGGUUUUACGUUCCACUCUUCUGACUACAGUCACCGCACACGCCGGAGUUGUGUUAAUUUGCCAUCUGUUUGUCAAGUAUCCGCGUCUGCCGAGACAAAAACCUCGCUACACUCGAGAAACUGAUUUGGUGAUGGACUCGGAUUCGAGCCAAAUGCGUCGGCGGUGUCGGCUGAGCGCUCUGACCUCUCAGCUACGAGGUCGACCCUCUCGUAAUUCGUGAGCGACUGUUGGUGGCUUGGUCAAGAGGUUGACCUUUAGUGGCGUGCGCAUCCCGUGUGUUGAGACUUCAAUUCAGGAUCUCACGGAUGAUGAUGAUGAUGUGGGAAUGAGGCCCUUAGUCAUCUAUGAUACAAGGAAAGUGACAUUUUGUAAUUCAAUUUGUUAACCAAUGCAUAUUGAUGUUUUAUCACUGUUAUAUUUCACGACUGAUUCUUUUUUUUGGACAUAUUUUUCUCAGUAUUUUCAAAUGUCGAUUUUUAACAUACAGUAUUACAUUUCUGCCCAAUUAAAAACAAACUCUAUAUAAAACCAUUUCUGACGUGAAGGGUGUUAUUGUAACUCCCUCCGUUUGCUUGCACACAGCAAUAAACAUAGACACGUUAGUUCAUCACGUGACAACUUUAUUUAUUCCGCCAUGUCAGGUGGAGGAGGACGUACGAUACACACAUUGCCAUUUUAUUCACCCAACCAUUCGACCUAAAAAAGUCAGAUCACUCGCGAAAACGCAGACGCACGUGUCCACGAAUGUUGAACUUCCUUCACACCGCAAAGUACCCAACCGUGCUAAUCGGAGGUGCGGUGGAAGGACCAGGGCCUGAUUAAGGUUCUUGUGGGCCCUAGGCACUUCUGUUUCGUGGGUCUUCAGUGAUUACUUUCUCCAGCUGCUGCUGCUGCUGCUGCCCCAUGUGACGACUACCGUCGCUGUCACUCGCUUGUUUCACGCCGACUUCGUCCAGACGCUGGGCAGAUGUCGGCACUGCUGAUGCGUUCAUUAUUUAGCCUCUGCUCUAAUUCGAUUGGAGUGUGCUGUGUACCGCAGAUAAGCAGAUUUAAUUUGAAAUUAUGGAA
Molecule: messenger RNA, 4966 nt
Organism: Lethenteron reissneri (Far Eastern brook lamprey)
Lineage: Eukaryota; Metazoa; Chordata; Hyperoartia; Petromyzontiformes; Petromyzontidae
Product: serine-rich adhesin for platelets-like
Biological process (GO): positive regulation of T cell proliferation; negative regulation of T cell proliferation; cell surface receptor signaling pathway
Cellular component (GO): external side of plasma membrane
Source: RefSeq, a predicted model, not a curated record